Gaeumannomyces tritici R3-111a-1 is the source of this 777-nucleotide messenger RNA. RefSeq lists its product as hypothetical. Bases 1 to 777 code for a protein of 258 amino acids. The record is from RefSeq and is a predicted model, not a curated record. NCBI's taxonomy places the organism in Eukaryota, Fungi, Ascomycota, Sordariomycetes, Magnaporthales, Magnaporthaceae. The transcript has 3 exons.
AUGACGGAGCAGCGUUCCAAACACGAGCAACUGGCCAAAGCCGAAAACGAUCUUGCGAAAGCGCAAGCGCAGAUCCGGGAGAUGCACGCAAGGCUCGACGACGCUGCGCCGGGCUUAAAGAUGCUGGAGGAGACGUUGGCUCCAUGUACUGAAGCACGAAGCAUGCCACCCCGCGUUAACUGGAAAUUGCGUUCACCACCUGCUUCGUUCGAGCCCCCGAUGACGAGCACCUCCGAGCUUGCGGCCAGCUCUGCUCACACAGCCGCCCCUUCUCCCAUCGCUCGAGGUCGGCGGCCAGGCUACUAUCGUGCGGGUAUAGCCCCUGGCCUUCCUGCAGGCGGUACUAAAAGGCGGGUGGCGCGGCGGGCGUGUGGGAUGCACCGCAGCUCGCUGCGUGAGGGCGGCGCGGGUCCCCCGGGCGAGUGUGUGUGUGUGUGCCUCCCUUCCCCUCAAGGUCGAGAUCACAGCACCGCCCACGCAGCUACAUCGCAGCCACCGCUACGGUCCCUGGGGGGUUUGGAUGGGCAGGCGCCAGCUGGGGGGCCGUGGAGCAUGGACGUUCCUGUCCGUCUCCCCGGAAGCUACCGUCGACGACGCAGCCUUCGCGUGUGGGAAGCUGAGGGAUCGAGAUGUUGGAGGCCGCCGCGGCUGGCGCGCCCUUUCGCUGUCUCAUGGUCACAGAGGCUCGGUGGCUGGCUGCCCAGCUCGGGGGGCCUGGUCAGCGUCAGGCCUUAUCAGCAGAUCGGAACGGACGCUGACAGUUUUGCUCGGGGCUAA